AUACCAGUCCAUAGUGAUAAAAAUUGGAUCAUCGGACUCUUUGGUUAAAAAACACUAGAUCAUCGGACUCCAUGGCAAGGAUAAGCAUUGGCACCAUGGUUCUCGGGCUGUUGAUAGCCAUAUGUUGCACAGCCACCAUUGCCCACAGCAAGGAGUGGACCGUGGGCGAUGCCAAGGGCUGGAGCUUCCGCGUCGCCGGUUGGGAAAGUGGCCUGGCAAUCCACACAGGCGACACACUUGUGUUCAAGUACAACCCGAAGGAGCACAACGUGGUGCAAGUGGAUGAAAAGAGCUACAACGCGUGCAGCGUCUCCGGGCGCCUCUCCGGGGAUUAUAACUCGGGCAAUGACCAUAUCCGGGUUGGCCGAGGCAAAUCCUUCUUUAUCUGCAGCUUUGCCGGUCACUGCGAGCAAGGCAUGAAGAUUGCCAUCACCCCCGAGUAGAUAGAUACUCUGACCGAGAUCCAUCCAAGCAUUCUCUUUCUCCUAUACAUGUUUCUGUAUUCUGUUUGGAAGUUGGAGCCGAUUGAAGAAAUAAAGGGAUCCCAGAAAUAAAUUGA
Molecule: messenger RNA, 559 nt
Organism: Brachypodium distachyon (stiff brome)
Lineage: Eukaryota; Viridiplantae; Streptophyta; Magnoliopsida; Poales; Poaceae
Product: basic blue protein
Exons: 2
Coding region: 72-443 (123 amino acids)
Cellular component (GO): plasma membrane
Molecular function (GO): electron transfer activity
Source: RefSeq, a predicted model, not a curated record